GCUUACACAUGUUGCGUCACUGACAUGCGCCGACAGGAGACUUGUGUAGCCUUUAAAACACUUGUGUUUUUUUGUCAUCGUCUCAAGUGGAGGCGUGUGCGGCCCGAUGAAGCACAGCAACACAAUGUUUGGUUAUUUUUACAGUGUUUUCCUCAAAGGGUUGGAUUGUCGUUACCGACAGUGAGAGACUGACUGGAUAGUAACUGGAAUUUGGAGGCGGCUGCUGACGAAGGUUAGCAUGUUAGCAAGCAGCAGCUACUAGCUUUAGCUGGAACAAAUAAUACCGUUCAUGCUCCUAAGCUUUGACCGAAACAACGUUUGGAGCCAAGAGUUUGACUAAAGUUAGUAACACCGACAUAUGUCACGCUGAGUUCCGAGAUGUGAUAUUUUGGCUGCAGUUGGACUUCUGAUGGAAGGAUGAAGAAGUGACUCCAGUGAACCAGACCGCUGUCUGUGGACCUUCAGCAAAACAGUCUUCGAUAAAAGUCAUGCUUUUGUAAACAAGCAAUGGCUUCUCGUGAUGUUGACGAGCCCCCAAGUAACACCUUGGAGACCAUUUCAGAAUCUCUUUCCAGAUGUGGCCCCCAUGACAUUAAACAGGAGCAUCAGCCUGAUGCAUCAAAUGCGAUCGUCAAAUCUCAGAAAUCCGGGAAAUUUAGGACUGCCUUGACAUUCUUUGGCGUUCGCAAAAGUAUGUGUAUUUUACCAAGCUUUUUCGGAGGGAGGAGUAAAAACCAGAGUAGGUGGUCUUCUAAAAAGGGAAUUUACAAAAGCAAAACACAUGAUGGGCUAAGUCAAAUAAGUCAUGAUGACAGCCUGAGAGGUGGAUCCACUUCCACCAUGGAUUUUGAGUACCACAACCAGAGUGACUGUGCUGAAAAGCUUCAUAGUAAUGAAUGUAAUGUAAUGUAUCCCCCCAGUGAACAUAAACCACAGUCCAUCACUAGACAGAAACGAGGGCUGAAAAGCUUUUUCAGUAGUUUUAAGCAUCACAAAAACCAUAAAAAUGGUGGUUCAGAUAAAACUGAAAUGAUUGCCUUGUCCUCUCCUUACUGCCAAAAAGAUGUGCCUGUUGUCCAGGACAACCCCCACCAGUUUGUUACAGAGUGCCUGGAAUCUGAACAAGCUGUGCCUGAUUUUGCUACCUGUGAUAUUUCACUGGCACCUGAAUGCACUGAUGCUGAUGAUGUGUCUUUAGAGCAAAGUGCGGAACAAGAAAUCCUGAAAACUGAGCUUGAUGAUGAGUUAUUUGUUGAUCAUACAGAUAAAAUAAAUGUGAUGGCUGUGGUUUCCAGUGAAUACAAGGAGAUUAGUAGAGGACACAGCGAGCCUUGCCUGUUACUUGAGAUGACAUCCAAUCCAACGCUGAAGUCUGAAACACCUGCUAGCUCGUCUGAUCAACUGAACCUAAUUUACGGUGAGGUGGCCUCAUUAAAAAGCUUUGAUUCGCUGACAGGGUGUGGAGACAUCAUUGCGGAUCAAGAAGAUGACAGCAUUACAGAAAGUACCAUUUCUGGAGAAAGGAGUAGAAACGGAGGAGGAAAGAGGGCCUCCUGUUUUCUCACUUACCAGGGUGGUGGAGAGGAAAUGGCCUCGCCUGAAGAUUUAGACGAGCAGUCUAUUCAAGAUUUCUGGGAUAACACAUCAGAGGAACCUUGCUGUUCUUGCAACCAGGACCACACCGAUUUGGCUGCCAACCCCACCUGUUUACACCACAUGGACUUAGUGAACAGUGACAAUGCACAGCAAGCCAGCACCAUGUACACUUCAAAUGAUGUGUUGACACCUCAAAGUGAGCAUCAAGAAUCCGUUCCUAAUAGCGACGAGGGUUACUAUGAUUCAACUACCCCAGGUCCAGAUGAUGGACAGGACAGAACAGACCGGCUGAGGACAGACAGAUUACCUAGAGACAGUUACAGUGGUGAUGCACUCUACGAACUGUUUGCAACGGAUGAGAGUCUUAUUAGUCCGCAUAAUGAUAGCAAACAUAGACUGCCAAGUUCCAGACCAAGUGAGCCAAUGGAUGUGAUUGAUUCUACCUUCUCUGACAUUAAUACAAUUAAAAUAAAAGACCUUUAUAAAGUGCAGGACUUUAUCAAGUUGCAGAGCACAUGUAACACCUUAGCUCGGCAAGAAAUAGACUGGAAAAACUGUAAUUUAAAUUCAAAACCACAGGCAGGGCUUAGCAAGAAUUAUGAGGCAGAUGCAUUUGAUGAAAAGGGAAGUGCGCUUGCUUCCUCAAAAACUAUCAAUGUUGAUGAGAAGAGGAGCAGCAACUUGUCAUUCACUAGUAUAUCAGACCCUGCAUUUGGAACAUUCUGUGAACCCAAAGAACAACAUGUUGGAGAAAAACAGCCUGUUGCAUUGCCAUUCCGAAAUAUUAAUUCCCAACGUCUGGAUUGUAGCAGUCUGGAUGACGACCAAACUGUGUGUUUCUCCCAAGCGCUUGAGGACUACGAGAAAAAUUCUCAGAUUCUGAGUAACUUGCACAACACAAACGUGGACGUCUUAAAGAGGAACACUGCCCUCACCCUAAAUAUGGAGGCCUUACCCACUAUAGUCACGUUUGAUAUUGUGGACAUGCAUAAUGAGGGAGAGUACGACGAGCAGAUUCACAUGGAACUGGAAGAAGACAUCUCAUCACACUAUCAGAAAUUCGAAGACAGCUACCUCCAAAAAGAUGCAUUUGCUGAAUGUGACUAUCAAAUGUUAGACUUGUACGAGCAGAGUCUGAUCAAUAACACGUGGGCCAUCUCUAGUCUCCCACGGCACAUCGGCCUUACAAGACAUAGCCAGACCCUGUCCAAUCCUUUGUCUCUAGACAGGAGGAGUAGGUCUUUGGACACGGAAAGUCUUCAGUUGAAUAUAGCUGAUGCAUACAGAGAGGGUAGAGCGGCCACCCUUUACUGUCCUCAAGCUGAAAGAAACUCAGAGAGAUCUAAAAAGAAUGUCCUCAUGUCGGCAACAGAGGUUCGAGACGGUGGUAGCGCUAUGGCCUUACCUUGGCAUACUCGCUCAGAAAUGGCUUUAAGCCACCCUCUGAGAGACGAUAGCCUCACUGAAGCAGUUCAGAAACAGAAAAUAUUUUCAGAUUCAUUACCCGAUAGUAAGCGCCACCUAUGCUCGGAUGUGCCAAUGUCUCGCAAUGUAAGUUCACAGGAUGCCGAGCUUUGCAGUAGGCCGUGCCACCUUCCUUUACAACCAGAUUCUUGUUUACCUCACAGCACCUUUGUAACGUCACGUGAUGCAGACGAGGACGCGUUUUGCAAAGCUGCUGCUGAUUUGCAGUCGUACAUCCAGUGCGGUAAAAGCAGAGAGGCGGUUAAUAGGGAGAGAGUUACUCAUACCGGAAGUCCUCUGAGGACUGGUGGUUCUACGGAUAACCCGCCAAGGGAUGUGACGAGCCCUGUAGCUGGCAACAGACACCCCAAAAUGAUGUUACACUUGAAAGGCUCUCAAUAAUACAGUGGUGUGUCAUUGAUUCUUAGUUUUUAGUGAUCAUUUUGGCUUACUUAAAAAAGCUUUUUGAUAUAUUGUUGUCUGCACAAGUAGUUUAAAAUACUGCUAAUUUGGAUCAUUGAGAGGAGCGAACAGUGUUUAGAGAAUGUUUUCCUUGCAGAAAUUACUAUCAUCCACAGUUGCCUCUUUAAGUAUUUUACUUGACCUUAUCAUAUUUGUGUCUUCUUUACUGCACAUAUUCGCCCCAAUUAUUGCUUCCGCUUAGCCGUUUUUCUUGGUUCACCUCAUUUCAAGCCAACACUGGCAUUGCAGUUGAAACUCUAUGUAUAAGCUAGUUGUUGGUUUGCAGUAUAAAACAAGUCUCUUGCUAGCUUUUAUUUGUCGUAUUGAAAAUGUUCAAAAGGAUUCAGUUUUUGCACAUAUCAUUACUGUUGUUAAUAGGGUAGGAUCAGAUCUGCGUAGCACAUGAGUGGAAUUCAGCUUGAGAACCUAUUUAAUGCAAGCUAGAAAACAAUUCCUCGCAUUCAUCUUGUGAAUUUAAUGUGGGUUUUUUUAAUAUUGUCAUGAGAAAAUGUUUCUUUUAAUAUUUAAAUACUCUACAGUUUGUGCACUGUAAUGAUCAAUAUUCCCUUCUAGUUUAUCUUAAACAUUUUUGGAAAAAAAAUCUGUUAUAUCAAUGUAGAACAAUGCCUUAAAAUAAAGAC
Messenger RNA from Entelurus aequoreus (snake pipefish), 4163 nucleotides. Its product is annotated as APC membrane recruitment protein 1-like. Gene Ontology annotation, molecular function: beta-catenin binding; phosphatidylinositol-4,5-bisphosphate binding. Bases 508 to 3462 code for a protein of 984 amino acids. The transcript is spliced from 2 exons. The record is from RefSeq and is a predicted model, not a curated record. Gene Ontology annotation, biological process: regulation of canonical Wnt signaling pathway. NCBI's taxonomy places the organism in Eukaryota, Metazoa, Chordata, Actinopteri, Syngnathiformes, Syngnathidae. Gene Ontology annotation, cellular component: plasma membrane.